Molecule: messenger RNA, 834 nt
Organism: Chara braunii
Lineage: Eukaryota; Viridiplantae; Streptophyta; Charophyceae; Charales; Characeae
Source: the annotation of a GenBank genome assembly
GGUAGUUAGGGUAGGAGUAAGAACGUGGUAGUUAGGGUAGGAGUGAGAGUGAGAACGACACAGAAGUAAGACACAUGGAAGGCGAAGCAAUGGAAGGUGAGGUAAGACAGGAGGGGACAGGUAGAUCCCCACCUCCAGGGCCACAGGAGGAAAGAAACUAUUGGGAGGAUGAGGAUCGAAUCAGAGAGCUAUUAGCGCUCUGUUUCGAUGAUGGGAUCUACCCCACGGAGAUUGAUCCAGGAGAAAUGACGGUUGAAGGGAGGGAAGUGCACUUUAAGUUAAAUACUUCGCUAAAUGAUAUCAAGGUGAAAUGGUUGAAGGAGCGAAUUGUAACCGUAGUGUACAAGGAUGUUGCACGCUUCUUGCCGAAGAACAUCAAGGAUGAUCUGGUCAAGGCCUUCGAAGAUGGGUGGAUCUUGGGCAACGAGCAAUUUGCAGAAAAUACAAGGAGAGGGAGGGUUAAGGUGGAAGGACCAAGCCUUGUAUCCUAUGUGGCGAAGUCCCCAGUAGUGGCACGAUAUAUGAUCAAUGAAGGAAGCUUGGUGAUCCUGCUGGGGUCAAAGGAAUACAAGGUCCUCUUCAAGCCAUGGAUGACGCGAGCCGAGUUUCGAGAGAUGAGACGUCAAGAGGAUGAGAACACGUUCUGGGUAAUUGCGGUGCAAGUGCCUUUGGACGAUAUGCCUUUCAUCCACGCCCAGAUAGAGAAGGCAAUUGGGCCAAUAAUAAGAGCAUAUCCAGCAGAUGCAGAUCCGCAGCGCCGACCUUGGUGAACGAGAUAUUUGACCUAGAUCCGGCCGCCCGUCCAAAUAUGAAGGAUAAAAUAUGGAUUGAGAC